AUGAUGUCCAUGAACAGCAAGCAGCCUCACUUUGCCAUGCAUCCCACCCUCCCUGAGCACAAGUACCCGUCGCUGCACUCCAGCUCCGAGGCCAUCCGGAGGGCCUGCCUGCCCACGCCGCCGCUGCAGAGCAACCUCUUCGCCAGCCUGGACGAGACGCUGCUGGCUCGGGCCGAGGCGCUGGCGGCCGUGGACAUCGCGGUGUCCCAGGGCAAGAGCCACCCUUUCAAGCCGGACGCCACGUACCACACGAUGAACAGCGUGCCGUGCACGUCCACGUCCACCGUGCCGCUGGCGCACCACCACCACCACCACCACCACCACCAGGCGCUCGAGCCCGGCGACCUGCUGGACCACAUCUCGUCGCCGUCGCUCGCGCUCAUGGCCGGGGGCGCGGGCGCGGCGGGCGGCGGCGGCGCCCACGACGGUCCCGGGGGCGGUGGCCCGGGCGGCGGCGGUGGCCCGGGGGGCGGCGGUGGCCCGGGCGGCGGCGGCGGCGGCCCCGGGGGCGGCGGCGGAGGCGGCGGCGGCCCGGGGGGCGGCGGUCCCGGUGGCGGGCUGCUAGGAGGCUCCGCGCACCCGCAUCCGCACAUGCACGGCCUGGGCCACCUGUCGCACCCGGCGGCGGCCGCGGCCAUGAACAUGCCGUCCGGGCUGCCGCAUCCCGGGCUGGUGGCGGCGGCCGCGCAUCACGGCGCGGCGGCGGCGGCGGCGGCGGCGGCGGCCGGGCAGGUGGCGGCGGCGUCGGCGGCGGCGGCGGUGGUGGGCGCGGCGGGCCUGGCGUCCAUCUGCGACUCGGACACGGACCCGCGCGAGCUCGAGGCGUUCGCCGAGCGCUUCAAGCAGCGGCGCAUCAAGCUGGGCGUGACGCAGGCCGACGUGGGCUCGGCGCUGGCCAACCUCAAGAUCCCGGGCGUGGGCUCGCUCAGCCAGAGCACCAUCUGCAGGUUCGAGUCGCUCACGCUGUCGCACAACAACAUGAUCGCGCUCAAGCCCAUCCUGCAGGCGUGGCUCGAGGAGGCCGAGGGCGCCCAGCGCGAGAAAAUGAACAAGCCCGAGCUCUUCAACGGCGGAGAGAAGAAACGCAAGCGGACUUCCAUCGCCGCGCCCGAGAAGCGCUCCCUCGAGGCCUACUUUGCCGUGCAACCCCGGCCCUCGUCCGAGAAGAUCGCCGCCAUCGCCGAGAAACUGGACCUCAAAAAGAACGUGGUGCGGGUGUGGUUUUGCAACCAGAGACAGAAGCAGAAAAGGAUGAAAUUCUCGGCCACUUACUGA
Molecule: messenger RNA, 1275 nt
Organism: Jaculus jaculus (lesser Egyptian jerboa)
Lineage: Eukaryota; Metazoa; Chordata; Mammalia; Rodentia; Dipodidae
Gene: Pou4f1
Product: POU class 4 homeobox 1
Exons: 2
Coding region: 1-1275 (424 amino acids)
Biological process (GO): regulation of transcription by RNA polymerase II
Molecular function (GO): RNA polymerase II cis-regulatory region sequence-specific DNA binding; DNA-binding transcription factor activity, RNA polymerase II-specific
Source: RefSeq, a predicted model, not a curated record